Cuscuta campestris is the source of this 1399-nucleotide messenger RNA. NCBI's taxonomy places the organism in Eukaryota, Viridiplantae, Streptophyta, Magnoliopsida, Solanales, Convolvulaceae. The record is from the annotation of a GenBank genome assembly.
AUCGAAACAGAACAUUUUAUGCCAAACCUAAAAACGGAGAUGAGCAGAUAGAGGAAAUCGCAAUCUCCUCCGCCGCCUCCCGCCAUGGCUACAACUCCAUGGGAACCCGCCAAUCCGCCGAUAUCAUGUACCGUAACGCAGAAGGUCGCAGCAAAGGACGACUGAACUCCAUUUAUAUAUAUACAUCACUUUGCUACCAAUGGAUUGCUGGAAUACACAUGUGAAAGAAACAUGUGGAGGCUCAAAAGAUGGAGAAUCUGGGAGCAGUCUCAAUCGCUUCCUUGAACUUCCCGAGGACGUAAUUGCCAACAUCCUUCACCGUUUGGGUGCUUAUGAAAUCCUGGAAAAUGCACAAAGAGUUUGUUCUUCAUGGAGAAACAUCUGCAAAGACCCUUCCAUGUGGCGCGUUAUUGAUAUGAAACAUCUGGGCGAUGAAGACGAAUACCUUGAAGCCAUGUGCCGUGAGGCAGUAGAUCGGAGCCAAGGGCAAUUGACUGAACUCCACAUUGAUCAUUUCGCUACUGACCAAUUGCUCCUUUACAUAUCUGAAAGAUCGAGUAAGCUAAGAUGUCUUCAAAUAAGGGACUGUUAUGAAGUAGGAGACGAUGGAUUGAUUGAAGCAGCCAAGAAAUUUCCUCUACUGGAAGAACUGCACUUUGUCUCUAUCUUAGGUGUUGUCGACUCCAUUGAACCUGUUGGUCAGUCCUGCCCAAAGUUGAAGUCAUUCACAUUGAGCUCAUCGGACUACAAACAUGGUGUGAUGUUUGAAAAUGAUGACUCCUGCAUCAACUUUCAAGCAGUAGCAAUUGCGCGAAGCAUGCCUGGUUUGCGCCACCUUCGGCUUUUGGGAAGUGCUAUGACAAAUAAGGGCCUGGAAGCCAUUCUUGAUGGGUGUCCGAAUCUUGAGUCGCUAGAUAUCCGGAGAUGUUUCAGAGUUGAUCUAUGUGGAGAGAUUGGUGAUAGAAUUGCCCAAAAAAUAAAAGAUUUCAAAUGCCCGAAUGAUCCAAUGGAAGAAGGUUGUGAUUGGGAUGCUGAUAUUUUUUAUUAUGGAGAUUAUAGUGAUGGAUGGUCUUCGCCUCGUUCUUACUCAUGCAUAGACUCUCCUGGUGACUCAACCGAUGACUACGCAUUGCGCGACUCCAUUGAAGAAUUCGAUUUCAGCGACUCCAUUGAAGAACUAGAUUUCUUUUGUAGAGGUAGCGACUGUUUGGAUUAGCGGAUUAAGUUUGAACUUUUCUAUGUUGAAAUUUUAUAUUAGCAUUUUUAGCGAUUGCAAUAUUCGGAAUUCUUAAAAAUGUCAUUACCAAAUGCAUUCGAGGUGCAAGAUGCUUGAAAUGAAGAGAUAUUUAAUCCAAUACCCAUUGUGCAGACUUUUGAGACAUAAAUCUGAUGGUAAAUU